UUCCCGGCCCGAGGCUCCGCCCCUGACGUGCUCGCGGCUCCGGCCCCCGCGCUCCCGCUGCGGAGCUCCGGGACUCGGCUGCCUGGGCGGACUCGCUCUCCAGCCGCGUACCCGGCUCUUUCCCUGCCAGCGCGGGGCCGCACGGCGGUCGCGGCCGGGCCCCUCGCCGAGGGAGCAGCGUGGGGGCGUGCUGGCGGGAGGCGUGGCCGGGGCGCGAAGCGACGGGCCCAGAUCAUGUCGCCAGAAGAAUGGACGUAUCUAGUGGUUCUUCUUAUCUCCAUCCCCAUUGGCUUCCUCUUUAAGAAAGCUGGCCCUGGGCUGAAGCGAUGGGGGGCCGCAGCGGUGGGCCUGGGGCUGACCCUGUUCACCUGUGGCCCCCACACCUUGCACUCGCUGGUCACCAUCGUCGGGACCUGGGCCCUCAUUCAGGCCCAGCCCUGCUCCUGCCACGCCCUGGCCCUGGCCUGGACCUUCUCCUAUCUCCUGUUCUUCCGAGCGCUCAGCCUGCUGGGCCUGCCCACCCCCACGCCCUUCACCAAUGCCGUCCAGCUGCUGCUGACACUGAAGCUGGUGAGCCUGGCCAGUGAGGUCCAGGACCUGCACGUGGCGCAGAGGAAGGAGCUGGCCCUGGGCUUCAGCACGGGGCCCACCGUGGGGCUGCUGCCCGAUGUCCCGUCUCUGAUGGAGACACUGAGCUACAGCUACUGCUACGUGGGAAUCAUGACCGGCCCGUUCUUCCGCUACCGCACCUACCUGGACUGGCUGGAGCAGCCCUUCCCGGGCGCCGUGCCCAGCCUGCGGCCCCUGCUGCGCCGCGCCUGGCCGGCCCCGCUCUUCGGGCUGCUCUUCCUGCUGUCCUCGCACCUCUUCCCGCUGGAGGCCGUGCGCGAGGACGCCUUCUACGCCCGCCCGCUGCCCGCGCGCCUCUUCUACAUGGUCCCGGUCUUCUUCGCCUUCCGCAUGCGCUUCUACGUGGCCUGGAUUGCGGCCGAGUGCGGCUGCAUUGCCGCCGGCUUCGGGGCCUACCCCGUGGCCGCCAAAGCCCGGGCCGGGGGCGGCCCCACCCUCCAAUGCCCACCCCCCAGCAGUCCGGAGAAGGCGGCCCUGCUGGAGUACGACUAUAAGACCAUCCGCAACAUCGACUGCUACGGCACCGACUUCUGCGUGCGCGUGCGGGACGGCAUGCGCUACUGGAACAUGACGGUGCAGUGGUGGCUGGCCCAGUACAUCUACAGGAGCGCGCCCUUCCGCGCCUACGUGCUGAGGAGCGCCUGGACCAUGCUGCUGAGUGCCUACUGGCACGGCCUCCACCCCGGCUACUACCUGAGCUUCCUGACCAUCCCGCUGUGCCUGGCGGCCGAGGGCCAGAUGGAGUCCGCCCUGCGCUGGCGGCUGAGCCCCAGCGGCCAGAAGGCCUGGGACUGGGUGCACUGGUUCCUGAAGAUGCGAGCGUACGACUACAUGUGCAUGGGCUUCGUGCUCCUCUCGCUGGAGACCACACUCCGCUACUGGGCCUCCAUCUACUUCUGCAUCCACAUCCUGGCGCUGGUGGCCCUGGGGCUGGGGCUGGCUCUAGGCGGGCGCAGCCCCGGCCGGCGGAAGGCGGCCCCCCAGGCCCCCCAGACCCCCAGCCUCGCCCCGGAGAAGCGCCGGGAGGAGUAAGGUGCCGCAGCACGCCCUCUGCCUGGCAGGCUGGCUGCCCACUUUUGCCUGGGAAUUCUGUGAACCAGGCCGCUGUUUCCUUUCCCAGAAAGAGCCCUUACUUUGGCUAGGAUCCCAGAGAGGGUUCCUGGUGCCUGGGGGAUGCCCUGCCCGGUGCAGGCAAAGCAGGAAGUGCCUCCGCCCCAGAGGUCUCCCUGCAGCCCGGCUCUCCCUGGGGGCCUCCUGUGAAAUCAAGAGAUUGCCCAGAGAAGGAAUCUCCGUUCCAUCUGCUCCAGCUUCCCAGGUGUCCAGGGAGCCCCUGCCCCCUGCCCCGGGGUGCAGUGGUUUUCUUCAGAGCCGCAGUGUGGGGUGGGAGGCUCUUUCCUGCCUCUUUUGCCCGAUUUUAGCUCAUCCGAUCAGUAUUUCAGCACUGGAAGGGAACAUAACCUUCCUGGGCCACGAAGGGAAACGGAUCUGAUGGUCAGGUCUUGGAUGUAUCUUCUUGCAGCUUCUGUCCAAGGCACCUCAGGGCCCCAAGCCCCUGUUGUCCUCUUGUCACCCCCUUGGCCUAAGGCAGGGUCAGUGUUUAAAUCUUUUCCAAUAAAGUGCUGUGCAGGA
This is a messenger RNA of Choloepus didactylus (southern two-toed sloth), 2259 nucleotides long. It is a transcript of the gene MBOAT7, whose product is annotated as membrane bound O-acyltransferase domain containing 7. The transcript has 8 exons. Gene Ontology annotation, cellular component: membrane; mitochondria-associated endoplasmic reticulum membrane contact site. Gene Ontology annotation, biological process: lipid modification; phosphatidylinositol biosynthetic process. Bases 235 to 1662 code for a protein of 475 amino acids. The record is from RefSeq and is a predicted model, not a curated record. Gene Ontology annotation, molecular function: lysophospholipid acyltransferase activity. NCBI's taxonomy places the organism in Eukaryota, Metazoa, Chordata, Mammalia, Pilosa, Megalonychidae.